AUGCAAUUGAUUUCCAUCCUCUCUUUGUUGUCAUCAUUGAUGUGUUCAUUGACCGUUUUAGGGUCUUCCGCAAGUUCCUAUGUUAAGUUUCCUGUUCAAAAGUUGGCUGAUAUUAUAAAUAUAUGCACACAGGAUGUUUCUACCGUCUUCAAAAGAAAUGAGGUUCUUAACACCACAGUGAUAAAUGGAAUAGGAGUGUAUGUUGUCAAGAUGGAAAUCGGAACGCCUCCACAAACGUUGUACCUACAGUUAGAUACUGGCUCUUCAGAUAUGAUUGUGAAUAAUGCUGACAUUGCCUAUUGCAAAUCGAUGUCUGACGGAUCUGACUACGCUUCAACUGAUAAUUACGAGCUCACAGCAACGUUCAAUGGGCUUCCUUCGACUACCAUCUCAUCAGAAGCUUAUAACACUCUCUGCUCUUAUUGGGGUACAUUCGAUGCAAGCAACUCAUCUACUUUUGAGAAUAAUGCGACGUUUUUCAAUAACACAUACGGAGAUGGUACGUAUUAUGCAGGGACUUAUGGUACGGAUGUUGUCUCUUUCGAAAAUAUUACUCUAAAUGAUUUCACUUUUGGUGUAUCAAAUGAUACAAUAGGCAAUCCAAGUGGCAUUUUAGGCAUAUCGCUUCCCAUUGCAGAAUUUACAGAUGGUAUCGAAUACGCAUUGGCAUUGAACAGAACACCUUUCAUAUAUGAUAACUUUCCAAUGGAAUUAAAAAAUCAGGGAAAGAUUAAUAAAAUAGCGUAUUCUUUAUUUUUGAAUGGACCUGAUGCACACUUCGGGAGCAUCUUGUUUGGUGCAGUGGACAAAAGUAAGUACACAGGACAGCUUUACACCCUGCCUAUGCUGCAGGCAUUCAAUACCCUUGGCUCAAAUCCUGGGAUGAUUAUUACUGCACAAAGUGUGGCAAUUUUGGAUAGUGAAUCUGGCAAUAAAACUGUUUCGGAUAUUCAAUUUCCAGUGAUGUUGGAUUCUGGCACAACUUUCUCCUAUUUACCCACCGAAAUUGCAGAAGCAAUCGGCAAAAGUUUUGACGGAGAGUACAGCUCUGACGACCAAGGCUACAUCUUUGAUUGUUCAAAAGUGAACGAUACUUUACUGUCCGUCGACUUUGGAGGAUUUAAUAUAUCGGCAAACAUAUCCAAUUUCGUAACAUCAGCUAAGGAUCGUUGCGUUUUAAAUGUUAAGCAAUCCGAGUCCACUUAUAUGCUGGGAGAUGCUUUCCUUGUCGACGCAUAUGUAGUCUACGAUUUAGAAAACUACGAAAUUUCUAUUGCUCAGGCUAGCUUUAAUAAUCAAGAAGAAGAUAUUGAGGUUAUCUCCGAUACUGUCCCAGGUGCCACCCCUGCUCCCGGAUACUUUAGUACAUGGGUAUAUAAGCCCGGUAGUCCCAUCGGAACAGGAGAUUUUAUUAAUGUCAGCUGGACCUCGUAUUCGGAAUUUUCACAGUACAAAUCAUUGCUUGCCACCGCAGCCCAAAGCGAUGAUGCUAGUUCUUUCUCAAGUAGUGGCGGCUCUAGCGAAAGCACCACUAAAAAACAAAAUGCAGGUUACAAAUACCGUUCUUCUUUCUCCUUUUCAUUAUUGUCCUUCAUAUCUUAUUUUCUUUUAUAA
Saccharomyces cerevisiae S288C is the source of this 1614-nucleotide messenger RNA. It is a transcript of the gene YPS6, whose product is annotated as aspartyl protease. Gene Ontology annotation, molecular function: aspartic-type endopeptidase activity. Gene Ontology annotation, biological process: proteolysis. The transcript has a single exon. The record is from RefSeq and is marked reviewed. Gene Ontology annotation, cellular component: plasma membrane. NCBI's taxonomy places the organism in Eukaryota, Fungi, Ascomycota, Saccharomycetes, Saccharomycetales, Saccharomycetaceae. The coding region runs from base 1 to 1614 and encodes 537 amino acids.